CCACCAAGUUGUCACGAUAACAAUCAAUAACUUCCACUUCACCCCCCCAUCACACAAUGCCCAUAGCGGCGCGCACAUCUGGCCGCCGCGUCGCGUCCUACAACACUGGCGGCGGCGGCGGCAGCGGGGCAGGCGGACAGGCAUCACGCCGCGCCCUCGCCCGCGACCACAGCCGCUACACUACUGCUCAAACCAAGCCGGCCAACUCGGACUUUGUAGAGUUCCUACACCACCUGCUAGACAUUCUCUUCACACCCAUAACGUAUCCCCUCCGCCAGCUGCGCAACCUCGUCACGUCGCCCCUGACCAUCACGGUGGUGAUCAAGGCGCUGCUCCUCAUCAUUGUCAUUGUCGCGUCGGCCGGCUUCUCCUUCCUUGCCGUCGGCGCGUUCUGGUGGUCAUGGGGAACAGGCGGCAACGUCGAGGUCGAGGGCUGGCUCAUAUACGGCUCGCGUACCCAGCGCAUGCCGCACGCCGUGCUCCAGCUCCCACACGACCGCUUCCAGGAGGACCUGCCCUACGAUGUGCAGGUCGAGCUCGAACUCGUGCGCCCGUCUGCCCGCGCCGAGGAGACGGGCAACUUUAUGGUCACACUCGAGCUCCGCUCUCAGCGCUCACCACCCACGGUCAUUCUUCAUGCUGCACAGCCGUCGCUCCCCCCUCCACCACUCGAGGCAGCGAUGCUGUCGCUCCCCUCGUUCCCUACCUACCUCCUGCCCCCGUGCAUCAUCCCGUGGCCAUUCCGCGGCCUGUGCCCGUCGCGAAUCCUCGGCUAUGCGGAUACCCCUAAUGCAAAGAUCAAGGAGAGGAGGCGACGCAGUUCGUCGCCGGCCAACGGCAAGGAGGUCGUCUUGCUCACAAAGGAGCUCGUCGAUGCGGUCGUCAUCAACCCGGGACGGGGCGACCUGACUAUUGGGUCGGCUUUCGUCAGCAUUGGUCGUGAAGACACGUCGCCAGAGAGCGACCAGGCAUCUCGGUACUAUCGCGAGGUGCGCACCACCGGCUGGGUCGUGGUGCGCUUCGUCCCACAUCCGACUGGGAUCCGUUGGCUCCUCACUUCCAACCCUAUCCCGCCGCUCAUUAUCCUGCCGCCAUUGUCGCUUGGCCUCGCCAUCACAUCUGCGGUCAUCGGCUUCAUCAUCAUCUCAGUCCUUACUCGCCGAUCCGCAGCCUCAUCGACGACCAAAGACGCCGUCAAGCCACGGUCACCGUCGCGGAGCGAGACGCCGAAGGCGCCUACCCCGGCCAGGCGGACCAACUUUGCCGACAUUCCCGUGGCCAGCGGGUCGAGUCCGCGUGGGGCACGAGACGAGGCGUGGGAGGAGAUUGAGAACAGGCGCUGGUCCGGCCCUGGAGAGCGCGUCGAGUUUGUACAGUCCGAGGUGUUUGAUGAGAGCGACCCGGCGUCGCAUCCGGCAACCGAGGCGACUGUGACCGAGUCGGGAACUGGGACUGUGGCGGGGUCUGUGACUGAGCGCGAGUCUGAGACUGAGAACGGGGACGACACGGAGAGCUGGGAGAGUAGUUGAGUAAUUGCUACGACGACGAAUCGUUACGCCUGUAAUGCAACGGAUACAUU
This is a messenger RNA of Vanrija pseudolonga, 1579 nucleotides long. RefSeq lists its product as uncharacterized. Gene Ontology annotation, biological process: lipid storage. The record is from RefSeq and is a predicted model, not a curated record. The transcript is spliced from 6 exons. The coding region runs from base 57 to 1529 and encodes 490 amino acids. NCBI's taxonomy places the organism in Eukaryota, Fungi, Basidiomycota, Tremellomycetes, Trichosporonales, Trichosporonaceae.